Messenger RNA from Oppia nitens, 1225 nucleotides. RefSeq names its product coatomer subunit delta-like (gene deltaCOP). The record is from RefSeq and is a predicted model, not a curated record. Gene Ontology annotation, biological process: Golgi localization; retrograde vesicle-mediated transport, Golgi to endoplasmic reticulum; endoplasmic reticulum to Golgi vesicle-mediated transport. Lineage: Eukaryota; Metazoa; Arthropoda; Arachnida; Sarcoptiformes; Oppiidae. The transcript has 7 exons. Gene Ontology annotation, cellular component: COPI vesicle coat; cytosol. Bases 392 to 1174 code for a protein of 260 amino acids.
GUCGUCACCGUUAGUAUAAAAAGUGAAUACCUAUAAUGUGAAUGAAUGGGUGGUCCGAUCGACACCAACACGACUGAUAUUAUGACCGGCACCGCAUACAUCUCUAUCUGUUUCCUAUAAUAAUCAUUACACAAAUUAUUGACAAAACAUUUAUUCAAAUGAAAACAUUGAUUGACUCUUAAUGUUAUGAUUUGAUUGUCUGAUGAUUUUAAAGAAGUGGUUCACAACACACACACAACCAAAUUGAAGACCAGCUAAUCAUUUGUAUUGAAUCCCAUACUUGAUAUUGUGUUGACCACUGAGUUGAUUGUUUGAUUGGAUCCAAUUGUCUGACGAAAACAAAUUGUUGGCUGACGUGGCUUUUGAUUAAUCAAAAAUAACAAUAAUAACAAUGGUUUUGUUAGCGGCUGGUGUUGUGUCCAAAGUGAAUGGAAAGAUACUUCUUUCGCGACAAUUUGUCGAAAUGACGAGAUCUAGGAUUGAAGGUCUAUUGACGGCGUUUACUAAACUGAUCACUAAAGACAAACAACACACUUUCAUUGAAACAGACACAGUACGAUAUGUAUAUCAAGCGCUUAUGGAUAAACUUUAUUGCGUUCUCAUCACUACAAAGACAUCCAAUAUUUUGGAAGAUUUGGAAACUUUGAGACUAUUUGUACGAGUGAUCAGUGAAUAUACAUCAAAUCAAACAAAGGGAACAUCCGAUGAACAGUCCAUCGCUGACAAUGCCUUUACAUUGAUCUUUGCCUUUGACGAGAUCGUGGCGUUAGGUUAUCGGGAAAGUGUUAAUAUGUCUCAAGUGAGGACAUUCAUCGAAAUGGAUUCACACGAAGAACGAGUGUUUGUCGCCGUCCGGCAAACACAGGAAAGAGAGGCAAAACAAAAGAUGAGAGAAAAGGCCAAAGAGUUGAGUCGAUUACAGAAAACACAGCAAAUCGAAAGGCUUAGGGGUUUGAGUGGAGGUUCAAUGAAUUCAUCAAUUAAUAGCAGUUUAAGUGAGGCUAAACACGAGCCAACUAUUGCUGAACGUCCAGCACCUGCUGUCUCACAAAAUAUCAGAUCUAAGGGUCCGUCUAAGGCAUUAAAAUUGGGUUCGCGUUCAGGAAAUUCCAUGUUUUCCGUCAAUACUGAGGAACAGUUGGCUCACGAACUGACACAAGAGGACGGAUUAUAAUUCAUUUAAAUGUUUUUUAAAACUAUAAUUUAUAUUAUUAUUAUAUUUUAA